AUGGCGCUCGUCACGCUCCUUGUCCUGUCUCUCGUUUCCCUCUUCUCCAUCCUGGCUCAUGCGCAGGAUGAGUAUUUCACCGUGGGCGACCUUAGCCAGUACACCACCAAUGGAGUUCCUACCCCUGUCCUCACCGGGUCUGUGAUUGAAAUCACUGCGGUGGGUGACCCGACCGAGAAUGGGCUUUUAGCAUUCCUGUCUCCCGAGAUGCAGGCCAGCCUCAAGUCCACCAUGGAUAGCGAUUGCGCGGACAUUGACUCCAAGUGCUACGAAGAGGUCAUGGAUGUCCUGGAGGGCUCGAACCGGAUUCUCAAAUCCCGCAGCCUGAGUCAACGUGCCCUAGAGCCACGCCAAUUAGAGCUCCUGGGCGCGGGCGUGUUUGCGCUUAUCGGCGUCUUAUUCCCAAUCUUCUAUAAGGGGGACAAAGUGGUCCCGGUGCCCAUCAAGAUCCCUCCGGAGCAAAUCGAGGACUCGUUCGACCUGGAAACCGCCACCGCCAUCAUCGUCGUCACGGAGGACGCUCAGCCAGCGCAAACCAUCACGCAGCCUCCAGAGCAGGACAAGGCGACUGGGCUGCCGGCCACGAUUACAACCUUUGCGAGUGCCGGUAGCGGUACCAGCGCGGGAGACGUGGGCAUCCAGUUGGACUCGACCGUGGCGGCGCAUCUCCAGGCGCUGCUUUCCGGCUCGGACAACAGCAAUUGUGAGGUGGGCGCCAAUUACUUCGCGUCCUCCCUCCAGACUCGCUCGCUGGACCUGACCAGCGUCAUCUGUGGCGCCGAGAGCAUCCUCGCCGACGGCAUCGGCCGAGAUGGGUAUCCCAACUGGCUGCUCAUGAACCAGGGAAGGUUUCCCUGGACCAAUGCCGAGCUGGUGGCCGGUCUGAAUACGGUGGUGCAAUGGGCACUCACCCAGGCCAGUCACCUGAACCCGACUAUCAGCGCCUCGCAUCUCCAUGGCAUGGCUGUCGGGGCAUUUGCCUUGUCGUGGGUCUACUUUACCAACGGGGCCAUCACGACCAACAAUGUCAUCCCCUCGGCAUCGCUCCAGGGGGGUCCUACCGCCACGGUGUGUCAAUCGCAGACGGCGACCCAAUGCGGCGUCGAGUGCGAGGUGCAGCCAUGGGCCCCUCAAUUCGCCUGCUCGACUGCCUGCUCGACCGUCACGUCUUGCGACGCGCAGGACGCGCUCACCACCACUCUCACGGCCACCAUGACCGCUGUCGGCUCGGACCCGACAGGGAAUUCGUCGGCGACGACUGGCCAAGGGCAGCAGAUCGCCGUCGCCUCGUACAUCAAUCCGCUCAGUGACCCGGCCGCCUGGGAUCGGCUGAUCGCCUAUGAUGUGAAGAAAAUGCCCAUCCUGGUCGCCAACGUCGUGAACGGUCCGGAUUCCGCCGUCGACACGAACUGGCAGGAUGUGAUCCAGCGAGCUUCGAAUGCCGGCAAAACGGUCCUCGGCUAUGUGCGAACCGGAUAUCUGGGCGUGAGUGACCAGAAAUUCCAAACGCGGUUGGGCUCGGGCGAUCUGGCGGAUUGGACGGCUCAGAUCGAGGAAGACGUGGAUAUGUGGUACUCGCUUUACGGCGACCACAUCGGCGGCAUCUUCUUCGACGAGGGUUGGCCCACCUGUGGCGACAACAAUGAAUACGCCGACCUGUACAAGUAUAUCAACGCCUAUACCAAGCGUGCACACCCCGGCGCGCUGACCGUGCUGAACCCGGGGUCACCCAUGGCCUCUUGCUUCGAGGAUACCAUGGAUACGCUGUUGACGUUUGAGCUGAGCUACGAUUCCUACGUCAACUCCUACACCCCGAAUGAUUGGACCCCCAAGGACCCCCGGAAACUCUGGCACAUUGUCUACAACGUGCCGGAAUCCGCGGUGAGCGAGGUCGUCAAGUUGGCUAACCAGCGCGGCGCGGGCUUUCUGCAGCUCACCGAUGACACCUUGCCCAACCCGUACGACACCCUGCCGGCCGACUCCUACGUCCAGAGCAUGAUUGACGCCAUCAGCGGUGGCUCCCCGCUGAACAACGACGCUGCAUCCUGGCCGUCUGGCGACGCUGCAGACACGGUGACGGGACUGACGGUGGUGACCUCGGACUAUACCUCUGCGAAAUUAUCCUGGGACGCAGCCUCGAAUGCUCUUGGCUAUCAUGUGUAUUCCGGCGAUAGUCUGAUUGCCAGCGUGCCCAGCUCCAUGACCAGCAUCACGAUCGGCGGUCUCGCAUCGGGAACCAGCUACACCAUCUCGGUCAGUGCCGUGGGCGGCGGCGGCGACCUGGGUUCCUCUUCGAACCAAGUGACAGUGGCCACCGAAUCGUUGCCCGAUGGAAAAACCGUGAUCAACUCCAAAUCCACGCCCCGGGAGGGCUCGACCGUCAUCGAAGCCGACGUGCUGGUGCCGUAUUCGUUCGUGCGUCUCUACAUCUGGGACUCGGUGGGAUGCGACUUCGACGAGGAUCCGGGAUGGAGUGUCAACUUCUCCGUCGACGAAUACGUCUGCACCCACUACAUGGUCGAGGGCACGACGCUGUACAAAUACAACGGGGUGCUGCCAGCGGGGUCGACCGCGCCUCCGUGGUCGUGGGCCGAGGUCAGCACCAUCACGCUCGAUAUCAGUGGCUACACGUACACAUGGACCUUGCCCCUGGGCACGUCCACCGUCGAUACGAGCAAAUUCGUGGUGCAGGCGCAGGGCUAUAAUCCCCUGACGAACGUCUUCGAGCCGGACGCGAGUUCCUAUGACUGCAAGGGCUCAUCCAUGUGCACCACUCCAGCUCUGUUGAAGUGGUGUGACCACGCCGUGAAUACCUUAUAUCGGGACGACGACCCCUUCUAUCACUCAAGUGAAGUGAUUGAUGGCGACGUCUACAGCUCCCAGAGCGGAAACUGCUGGGGCGAUCAAACCCGCGGCUGCGGUGUCUUCAUCCAAGGUCAAAACUGCAGUAUCAGCGGAAACGACCUAUGGAAUGACUACCAGAACAUUCGCAACAUUGGUGGCUGUAAGAAGUGUGGCUCGUUCCAUCGAGAUGACGGAUGUCUGGUGACGAUUAACUAUGUCUAUAAUUGUGAUAAUCACUGAUUGCGUUGGUGAGCGGCAUUUACUCUGAGCGUUUAUAUACCUUUCUUUCUUUCUCUCUUUUGGGGUUUAUUACAGCGCGGGGCGUUUCUGGCUGAUUGUUGGGUGGUUUUCUGGGAUAAGCAUUUGCAUGGCC
This is a messenger RNA of Aspergillus ibericus CBS 121593, 3217 nucleotides long. RefSeq lists its product as uncharacterized. The transcript has 3 exons. Gene Ontology annotation, molecular function: protein binding. The record is from RefSeq and is a predicted model, not a curated record. The coding region runs from base 1 to 3084 and encodes 1027 amino acids. NCBI's taxonomy places the organism in Eukaryota, Fungi, Ascomycota, Eurotiomycetes, Eurotiales, Aspergillaceae.